Morchella importuna is the source of this 1044-nucleotide messenger RNA. RefSeq lists its product as uncharacterized. Lineage: Eukaryota; Fungi; Ascomycota; Pezizomycetes; Pezizales; Morchellaceae. Gene Ontology annotation, cellular component: nucleus. Bases 1 to 1044 code for a protein of 347 amino acids. Gene Ontology annotation, molecular function: DNA-binding transcription factor activity; protein dimerization activity. The record is from RefSeq and is a predicted model, not a curated record. The transcript is spliced from 2 exons.
AUGGGCGACCAGCAACACGAUCUCUACCACGAAGACCAGGCCGACGCCCGGCAACCACAGCAGUCCCCCCCGGUGUCUCAUCUCCAGGAUCCAGCCACCGGUGUGUCAACUUCUACUUCGCCUCAACACUCCAACGCGUCCGCAUCGCACAAAAGGAAACGGGACUCGAUCGACGAUUCGGAGGGGCGAGACGAUGGGAGGUCGUUGCGUGAAGGGAGCAGUGGUCGCAGAGCAUCCUUCAAACAAUCUUCCCCCAACCUCACCAACACAGGCUCUUUUAUGCCAGUAAACACAAACUCGAAAGCAAGCCCCGCCGGAAGUCCCUACGGUUUCCAAGCACUAAGUAAUUCUCAAGCUCCCAUCACAACAAUGAAUGGUUCAACCGGCGCGGAUGCAGCGAAUGCUGCAUUGGUUGCUGCUGGUGCGAUGAGCGGGAUGCUGCCUCAGAUGACUGUCCCGCAGCCAACAUCCAUGGGAUUUGCUCCAGUGGAUGGAAGUGGGAAGACUGGAGAACACAACCAGAUAGAAAACAGUUUCGGUGCCUUAUCUCCGCCGCCUGUGGAGGGGCACACCGAGGGUGUAGGCGGGAACCAUAACGCUCCAGGAAACCACAGUCAUCAUGGAUCACCUCCAGUUGGGUCCUCGGGUAAUCCAAACCCAAAACCCCAGGUUGGGACAGAAGAAUGGCAUAGGGUUCGACGGGAUAACCACAAAGAGGUCGAGCGCCGUCGUCGAGAGACUAUCAACGAGGGCAUCAACGAGCUUGCCAAGAUUGUGCCAGGCUGUGAAAAGAACAAAGGCUCGAUCUUACAACGCGCUGUUCAAUACAUUCAACAGCUGAAAGAAAACGAGGCUGCCAACAUUGAGAAAUGGACACUAGAAAAGAUCCUUACUGAACAGGCCAUUUCGGAGCUCAGUGCAAACAACGAGAAGUUACAGAAGGAAUGUGAGCGGGCAUGGCGAGAAGCGGAGACAUGGAAAAAGAGUUGUUUACAGGCUGGAGUAACAAGGGAUGGCAGUGCUCAGGCCGGUGGUUCGUCAUGA